Messenger RNA from Ziziphus jujuba (common jujube), 1808 nucleotides. RefSeq names its product IAA-amino acid hydrolase ILR1-like 5. Bases 43 to 1347 code for a protein of 434 amino acids. NCBI's taxonomy places the organism in Eukaryota, Viridiplantae, Streptophyta, Magnoliopsida, Rosales, Rhamnaceae. The record is from RefSeq and is a predicted model, not a curated record. Gene Ontology annotation, biological process: auxin metabolic process. The transcript is spliced from 5 exons. Gene Ontology annotation, cellular component: endoplasmic reticulum. Gene Ontology annotation, molecular function: IAA-Ala conjugate hydrolase activity.
GGGCUAAUCUAUGUUUUACCAAUUUUGAGCCAUAAAAUAAAAAUGGGUUCUUCUUCUCUAAUCAUCCACUCUUUUCUUGUUUUGAUUCUUUCACUCCUUUGUGUUUGUUUCGUUUUCUGCAAUCUGGAUCAGACCCAUUAUGCAAAAGAGAUUCUCAGUGAAUCCUGGCAUGAGAAAGCUUGGCUGGUCUCUAUUAGAAGGCAAAUUCAUGAAAACCCAGAACUCAAAUUUCAAGAGCACAAUACCAGUGCUCUUAUCCGUAGAGAACUCGAUAAACUUGGCAUCUCCUAUUCAUACCCACUUUCCAAAACCGGCAUUGUUGCCCAAAUUGGAACCGGUUCUCCCCCUGUUGUUGCUCUUCGUGCUGACAUGGAUGCCCUCCCUUUGCAAGAGCUUGUUGACUGGGAGCAUAAGAGCAAGAUAGAUGGUAAAAUGCAUGGAUGCGGUCAUGAUGCACAUACCACAAUGCUUCUUGGCGCUGCCAAGUUGUUUAAUCAACGGAAGGAUAAGCUCAAGGGAACUGCUAGACUAAUUUUUCAACCUGCUGAGGAAGGUGGUGCUGGUGCAUCACACAUGGUACAAGAAGGUUCUCUUGGAAAUGUUGAAGCAAUAUUUGCAAUGCAUGUUGCCUAUGAGAUACCCACAGGUAGCAUAGCAUCAAGAGCAGGGCCAUUGUUGGCUGGUGUAUGCUUUUUUGAAGCAAAAAUAGUAGGCAAAGGCGGUCACGCUGCAGCACCCCAUCAUAACAUAGAUCCAAUACUUGCUGCAUCAUUUUCCAUUCUGGCACUGCAACAGCUCGUCUCAAGAGAAACUGAUCCCCUCAACAGUCAGGUCCUAUCUGUUACUUAUGUCAAAGGUGGGAAUGCAAUGAAUAUAAUUCCACCGCAUGUUGAAUUUGGGGGAACUUUGAGGAGCCUUACAACCGGAGGCUUGCAGACACUUAUGCAUAGAUUAAAAGAGGUUAUUGAAGGACAGGCUGCAGUGCAUAGAUGCGGUGCAUAUAUAGACUUUAAGUUAGAAGAGUUCCCACCAAUACCUGCUGUCGAAAACGAUGAAAGCUUGCAUAUGCAUGUGAAAAGGGUUGGAAAUCUUCUUCUUGGUCAUCAGAAUGUCCAUGAUGGCAGGAAGUUUAUGGCUGGCGAUGACUUUGCCUUCUAUCAGGAAAAAAUUCCCGGAGCAAUGUUUGGCAUUGGAAUUAGAAAUGACGAAGUUGGUUCCAUUCACCCACCUCAUUCUCCUCACUUCUUCCUUGAUGAGGAUGUGCUUCCAAUUGGGGCUGCAUUGCAUACUGCUCUGGCUGAGUUAUAUCUGACUCAACACCAACACUCCGACAUUAUUGUACAAUAAAUAUCUCAGAGAUUGGUUUUGGUUUAAAUCUUUUAGACUUACGGAGAAAUGCAAAUGAUGCUGCAUGCUGUUUGUGUCAAAACUGCAUGUCUAAUAGCAGAAAAUGUAGAUAAUCCUGGGAAUUGGAAGCAGAAUUAGAGCUUGUUAUAGUCAUUCUGGACUGUAGGAUCCUUGUUCUCUAAAAUAACUAUGUUUGGGAUUAAACCUGAUCUAGCGGACAUCUCUUUGUGAUUUUCUUGGUCUUUAAUGGUAUUAUGACCCUACUUUAGGACUGGAAAACUUAAAUCCCAAAUUCCUAGUAGUGGAGGCUAUUCAUAACUAUGUACUUGGAAGGCCUAGUUGCUUGGCCGUCCUGAUUUUUGUGGCUUGUAAUAUAGUUGGGGACAAUUUAAGAGACAUUUUCGCUUUAUUUCUUUAAUGCCAAGAUCUUUCUUCUAAAUAAACUAAUGAUUUAUUUUUUA